Molecule: messenger RNA, 315 nt
Organism: Striga asiatica
Lineage: Eukaryota; Viridiplantae; Streptophyta; Magnoliopsida; Lamiales; Orobanchaceae
Source: the annotation of a GenBank genome assembly
GUCUCCUUUCUUCGCCGCGUAGAUAGAUUCUCUAAUGUUGAGAAAGCGAAUGCCUCUUUCCUUUUCGGGUGUGAGAUGACAUGUAUAUAUACGAAGCUAACAUACGAAGACUUCCCCCCAACCCGGAAGUCACUACCAAGUCAGUGUCAGCAGUUAACACGUGACGUACUUCGGCGUCACCUAUGCCCCUCGGGCACCGGCUCAUCUUCCACCCCCCCCGGGGACAAGGACACUCAAAAUCCGGAGGCCUCACUUCCGGAAGACGACGACGCUUCUUUCCAAGUGGUUGGGAAGCAUAGCAAGAGAGACAAACGG